AUGGCUGUGAAAGACGUCCUCAUCCUCGGCGCAGGCCCGUGUGGUCUUGCAACAGCAAUCGCUCUAUCUAGGGCUAGCUCAGCACUAUCCAGCAACGCCCAGCCACUUCGAAUCACUCUCGUCGAGCUGCGCUCCAGUUUACAGACAAUCGGAGGCGCAGUGAACGUGACACCUCUAGCCAUGCGCUACUUGAACUCUCUGGGCGCAGAGGGGAAGUUGCAUGACCACUCGAUCUCUCUGGACCAUGGCAUCGAUUAUAUCUCGCUGCGCACUGGUCAGCUGCUGGGUAACUUCUGGGGCGGGAUCGGGGCUCGACGAGUCUCCAGGCACGCUCUUGUGGAGGCUCUUCUUGCAGUCCUACAAAAGGAGCACUCAGAAGCGGUCGAGAUCCAAUGGGGGAGGCGCGUGACUGAGAUAUGCGAAACAGCGGACAAGGUUGAGUUGAAGUUCCAGGACGACGGGCCCACAUUGCAAGGCGAUAUCCUGCUUGGAUGCGACGGGCUUCAUUCGGCAGCGCGGCGGCUGUGGGUUGAACCAGAGCGCGAGAAGGUCUACAGUGGCCGCGUGGUUACCAUGGGGUGGAAUUACGCCGAUGGUGAAGGCGACUCGAAUCUACCUCAGCCAAUGACACUCUCGACGGGUGAGCCAGCGCUGGUCGACACUUCACUUUUCAGUGGUCCUUCGGGGGUAAUCUUGGCUUCGUAUUACGAAUCAAGCAGGAGAAAUGUUUACCUUAGCUGUGUAAUGUCUCGGGACGAGCCGGAAACCGCUGACCAAAACGCCUGGAAAAUGCUGGGAGACGACAAAGAGGCGAUGAGAAAUGAAAUUUUGAAGCUCUAUCAAGACACAAAGGUCCAGGGGCUGGAUGCAAUGAUUUCCAAAUGCGAGAGUUGGGACUUGUUCCCCAUUUAUAUCUUGCCCAAGGAGGGUCGUUGGCAUAAGGGCCGCGUUCUUUUACUUGGAGACGCUGCGCAUGCGAUGCCGCCACAAGGGGAAAGCACUGAAUUUGCCAUCGAAGACGGCUUGCUCAUUGCAAAAGUCCUAGAAAGGCGUGCUUCUAGACCCGUUGACCAAUUGUUUGCCGACUAUGAGUCUGUACGCAAACCCGUCAUCACUAAGCACUACGAGCAUGCCGUUUGGUCGAUGGACAUGGGCUUCAAGAAAAGGGAAGGGAUUGGCCUGGUCAUUAUGGAAUGGGUGACAUGGAUCUUUUUGCUAUUUCGGCGAUGGGGACAGAAAGCGCGAUAUUCCGGGGAUGUGAGAGAGACGAUCUUACCUGAAUAG
This is a messenger RNA of Clonostachys rhizophaga, 1284 nucleotides long. The record is from the annotation of a GenBank genome assembly. NCBI's taxonomy places the organism in Eukaryota, Fungi, Ascomycota, Sordariomycetes, Hypocreales, Bionectriaceae.